Formica exsecta is the source of this 873-nucleotide messenger RNA. Its product is annotated as geranylgeranyl pyrophosphate synthase-like. Gene Ontology annotation, molecular function: prenyltransferase activity. Gene Ontology annotation, biological process: isoprenoid biosynthetic process. Bases 1 to 873 code for a protein of 290 amino acids. The record is from RefSeq and is a predicted model, not a curated record. Lineage: Eukaryota; Metazoa; Arthropoda; Insecta; Hymenoptera; Formicidae. The transcript is spliced from 8 exons.
AUGCGUAUCGUACGAUAUAACACCUUUUCCGAGAAAGGAACAAAUCGAAUUGAUGAUAUCCAAGAUAAUUCCAUUUUGCGAAGAGGUAGUCCUGUCGCUCAUUCUGUUUAUGGAAUUGCUAGCUCACUAAACGCUGCAAAUUAUUUAUUAUUUAUCGCAUUGGAAAGAAUUGUUAAUUUGCAUCCUGCAGCGACAAAAGUGUAUAUGGAACAGAUGUUAGAAGUUUUUAGAGGUCAAGGAAUAGAAAUUUUUUGGCGGGAUAAUCUCAUUUGUCCAAGUGAGGCGGACUAUAAGACUAUGGCAAUGAAAAAGGCUGGUGGUUUCUUUAAUUUAAUGGUAACAUUAAUGAAAUUAUUCUCAACAUACAAAGAAGACUUAUCAUCGCUAAGUAUUAUUUUGGGUUUGCACUUCCAAAUACGCGAUGAUUAUGGCAUUUUGAAUAGCGAUAAGUAUACCGAAAAUAAGGGUUAUUGCGAUGAUUUGAGUGAAGGAAAGUUCAGCUUUCCCAUUGUUCAUGCGCUUACAAUGAAUCCUGAUGAUAAGCAAAUAAUAUAUAUUCUGAAACAACUAACCAAAGAAAUCGAAUUGAAACAUCAUUGCGUUAAAUUGUUAGAGAAAUUUGGCUCUUUCGAAUACACGAAAAAUGUACUUGAAGACUUGGACGUGAAAGCGAGAGCUGAGAUUAAACGUUUAGGAGGCAAUCCAAUUGAUGAUAUCCAAGAUAAUUCCAUUUUGCGAAGAGGUAGUCCUGUCGCUCAUUCUGUUUAUGGAAUUGCUAGCUCACUAAAUGCUGCAACCUAUUUAGUAUUAAUCGCAUUGGAAAGAAUUGUUAAUUUGCAUCCUGCAUAUAGGAAAAGUAAGAGUUACUGCUAA